UCGCGUCUUCCACGAAAUGAAGCUCAACACAACCACAUCAACGACGGUCUCCGCCGACGUCUUACUCUCCCACAUCCUCGACAUGUGAUAGCCACGCCGAGCAGCCCUCGAGCUGCACAUACCACACGGUCGAGCAACAUGGCGCGCAACACAGAGGCUCCGCGGCGCAUUCUGCCCUUCCGCAUCCCCAUCUUCCGAGUCUUCUACAGCUUGACAUAUACCACGCUGUACUUCCUGACGCUCGUAUUUCUGGCCAUUAGUCCCGUCACAAUGAUCUACUCGGCCAUUACACAGUCGGCAGUCCAAUACACCUUCAUGAUCGGCGGCGUCUACGUUCUAACGGCCAUCAUUGCCAUAGUCCUCUACAGCGGUCGACUUUACACGAACCGAAGGGUUCUAUCUGAUAUCGGCAAGCCGUAUAUUCCGGUCGAGGAUGGCGAAGUGAGCCGGCUGGUGCGAAAGAUGAUUGUUAAGCAGCUGGACAGGAGCGCGACUGUGGCUUGGGAGAGCCGACCGAGGGAUUUGUACGGCGAGAUUCUGCUUGCAGGGCAACAGGGCAUUCUCCCCAACGAUUCGGACAGUGUGAAUGUCAAUGAAUACACUGUGGGCUCUAUCAUACAGGUGGAUCCUGCUAAUCCGCCAUGGGGAGACAUACAGCACCCGGGAUGGUCGUCUCCAAGUCAUCGCCCUGGCAACAAGAAUCCGGACGUACGCUUUGCCGAGGUCGUUGCAGAGCUGCCGAAUCUCAUUGAGGCCCGAGCCGUUUCACUUGCUCCUCCAGAUCCCAUAAUGACGCCAGUUCAAGACCAGCCACGAGUUGCAGAUCCCGCGGUCGUUGAUCUGCUGACCAGACCAAAGAACAUGCCAUUGCGCGACUAUAUGACCCAACUAGGGCUCUUGGGUCUUAUUCAGCCGCCAGGGAUCGGACAAAUAUUCGUCUCACAGUAUGAGAGAGCUCGUUUUGGUUUCUCACCGGUAACGGUGAGUGAGUUCGAUAAGCUCAUGGCCACGUUCGCAGAGCUUCUGGCUGGCAUGGAUACACUCGAUCCGGCGAUUGUAGAGGAGAUUCGCCUUCAGAACAGCGACAAGAUCUCGAUCCUGGAUGUGCCAUUCUUGUCUCUACCGGAAGAUGCAACAAACGAUGAUGAUCAUUCCGAGAUCCCAGCACGAGCUGUCACACCACAAUCAAGCGUGAUGAGUCCAGUGACAGCGCGGGAAGGCUACACAUCUCGCAUCAAUACUCCUUAUCUCUCCGACAGCAGCGGCAGUCAAGAUAGUCUGAACUCCGUGCUCAGACACACCCCAGUCGAGCGAAACACUCCUUCACGAAUGACUGACAAUCGGGAAUCAUUCUACACAGUGCAAAGCCUGAGCUCUUCAACGUUGCCAAGUGACUCUGGUAGUGUCCUUGUUCACGACUUGGAAAGCGGCGGCUGAGAUAUGGCAGCUGUGCAAGACAGAAGGAGUGCGGCGCGCAAACAUUCACGGGUGUAUGUUUUGCGGCCGUUUGCAUUUGAGACACUGAUUGCUCAUCCUGGCAAGUAGGAUCUGCAUGAUCUUCUACACUUGUCGUCGCGGCACUUACAGCACCCAUAACGUACUCGCGAUGCUGUACAGAGAGUCC
Cercospora beticola is the source of this 1624-nucleotide messenger RNA. RefSeq lists its product as uncharacterized. The record is from RefSeq and is a predicted model, not a curated record. Lineage: Eukaryota; Fungi; Ascomycota; Dothideomycetes; Mycosphaerellales; Mycosphaerellaceae.